This is a messenger RNA of Sinocyclocheilus anshuiensis, 3764 nucleotides long. RefSeq names its product amphoterin-induced protein 1-like. The coding region runs from base 244 to 1767 and encodes 507 amino acids. Lineage: Eukaryota; Metazoa; Chordata; Actinopteri; Cypriniformes; Cyprinidae. Gene Ontology annotation, cellular component: membrane. The transcript is spliced from 2 exons. The record is from RefSeq and is a predicted model, not a curated record. Gene Ontology annotation, molecular function: protein binding. Gene Ontology annotation, biological process: brain development.
CUGCUGCUGCUGCUGAUCAGAGGUGUGUGCGCUGCGACGGGCUUAUUUACACCCGUUCAGUCACACUGGAUCAUAGAAAAGCUCUAGCGCUCCUUAGGAAAUGGACUUUCUAAAGGGAUUAAUGCGUCUCUGCGGUGAUACAUCUCAAGCUCUAAAUUUGCAUCAUCAGUCCCACAAGCUGUUCCUCCAAACAGUGUGGAAAAGAUUUACGCAGCCACAUUACUGAAGAGGAUUCUAUGACUUAUGCUACAUCCACAAUUUAACUGCGUGUCAGAGAUGCCCCCUUCCAUAAAGUGGUGCAUUAGGUGGGCUGUCUGCUUGUCCUUUAUUCUCGCACUGAUCCCCAGGUCCAGAGGAUCGAUGCUGAAUUGUCACAAAAUGUGCAUAUGCGCCAGUAACAUCGUCAGCUGCUCCAAGAUGAACUUGACGAUGGUUCCGUCCGAGCUGCCCAACUACACAGCUGUGCUUGACAUUAGUUUUAAUGAGAUAACCGGACUACGCGCACAAUGGACCAAGCACAAACUUCCCAACCUCCACAACCUCUUGCUCAGCCACAAUGGUUUGUUGUUCAUCUCUUCUGAGGCGUUCAUUUUCGUAAAGCAAUUGCGCUACUUGGAUCUGUCAUCGAAUAAACUGCGACAGCUAGACGAGUUCAUUUUCGAGCCACUGCUACAUCUGGAGGUUCUGCUGCUCUACAACAACCAGAUCUCGCAGAUCGACCGCACAGCCUUCUCGGGCCUCAGUGGCCUGCAGAAGCUCUACCUGAGCCAGAACCAGGUGUCCCGCUUCCCCCUGGAGCUCGUCAAGGACAAGAGCCGACAGGACAAGCUGAGCCUGUUGGACUUGUCUUCCAAUCGGAUCAAGGUUCUCCCCAUUCAAGACCUCCAGGCGCUGCCGGCCUGGAUCAAGAAUGGGCUGUACUUCCACAACAACACCCUCAUCUGCGACUGCGAGCUGUACAGUUUGAUGGCUCAUUGGUAUAUCCGACGGCUCAAUUCAGCUGUGGACUUCAAGGACGAACACACCUGUGUGCAUCCCGGCCCAGAUAAACGGGUGCUGCGUUUGUACGGUCUCAACACUCAUAUGAACUGCAGCACGUUUAAAGAAACCGACCAAGAGGCUUAUUUGGAGCAGACGCUCACCCUCAGCUGUGAUACCAAACAGCGGAAAAUGUCCAAGACCUGGAUGCUGCCUGGAAACAUAUUGGUGCCUCCUGACAGUAACCAGGGCGAUACAAAUAACGACAAGUUUGUGAAAAAUGGCAACCUUGAGAUAAAAUCGAUACGACCUGAGGACUCAGGUGUGUACACCUGCUUCGCCGUGAGUGAAUACCUCAACGAAACGCUCUAUGUGGUGGUCAAAGUCCACAACUUCACCCUCAACGGCAACGGCGAGACCCUCAACACUGCGUACACCACUCUGGUGGGCUGCUUGGCCAGCGUGGUCCUGGUUCUUAUCUAUCUGUACCUGACACCCUGCCGCUGCUUCUGCUGUCCAGACCAGGGCAAAAAGAACCAGCAUGAAGACAGCAUCCACUCCUCCAUGCUCAGCGCCACCCCGACGCACGAGGAUAUGGCAACCAAAGCAGAGCUCAACAGGCACGUGGCCUUCAUAGACCCCAAGGACCUGCAGGGACAGAAUGGAAAGGUGAAUCCUAACGGAGAUGAAGAAGUGGAUGAGGAGGCCAUGCAGGGAAAAGGAAAGCGGAAGAAAUCGGUGGCAGACUCUAUUAGUUCGGCCUUUUCUGAUACUCCCAUUGUAGUCUGAGGGAGGAUGUGUCUUUUUGGCUAGAGACAGUUCGUUGUUGUGGCUUUCCUGGACUAAGAGACUAGAGUACACAGUUUGCCAUCCUCAGUGUUUGGCUGUUUCUGCAAAACCUUUCCAGCAUUUUAAUCUGUAGCACUUAAGUAUAUACUGUGAAAAGGUCUUGCCAUAUUAGUGGAACCUAAACUUGGAGUGUUUAGAUGUUCCUGUGAGUUUAAGCCCACUAAGUGUGACUAGAGGUAGUCUGGGUAAACAACAAAUGCAAUUUGCGAUUUCUCAAUGAUCAAGCUAGAAAGCUAUAGGUUGAGACACUAGAACAUUAAUACAUCCUCUAUAUAAUCACAUCAUAAGCAUGAGCUUUGCAGACUGCUAAUGUUAAGAAGAAUAUAGCAUAGAAUGAAGCCCUUGUAGCUAAUAAUAUUUACCACAAUUUACGCUAACUGACCAACCAUACCACUUUAUGUAAAGCCAUAUGCAGUUGGUCAUUGCAGGAGAAAGCAAUUAUAGCAUUUGAGAGGACAGUCACAAGAAAAUGAUGAAAAAGUAUUCGUUUCUGUGGAACAUGUUUUUUUUUUUAGCUCAAACCAUCAUCAUUUUCUGAAUGAUUUAGAAAAUCAAGUUUGAAGUUUGAACGCAGGUCAAAACACAGUGAUUAGCCGAAUCCCCCUAUGUUCUGAGAUUCUAAAUUAUUACUGCAGGCAUACAGCAGUGAUCUCUCAAAGACCAAUAUUAUAUUUGCAUAUACAAUGCCAUAGGAAUCUAAAGAGACUGCUAUGAAUCAUAAUGUAAUGCGUAAAGCUUGUUGGCCUGUGCUCAAGGUAGAUGACUAGAUGCAUUCCAACCAGAUAUCAACAUUACGCAUUUUGAUUACAACGUUAUUGUCCUGGUGGACUCGAAGGGCAUGAUAGGACUGUUCUAGAACGCCAGUCAAUGAUGUUAGAGAACCAGACGUGGAUUUAGAACGUCCAGCGCAGCGCACACAGUCUCUAGAACCCUUAAUUCUGGGAAUGCCACUUCCAUUCUUGUGUUCCUGGAAAGAAAUCGGGACGCAUCUCACGUGUUAACCAUAACCACAUAUUUAUAACAGGGUCUGGUUGGGAUCAGCGGGAGCAAUCUUAGUUUCCUCCGUCCUCUUUCCCUAGUAACAUCGUAAUUACAUCCUGUUUUGCGAGCAAGGGAGUGGGUGACGCUAUUAAAUGUUUGAUAGGUGGAUGAACUCACAAACAGUAUUAUCUCAGGGAGAGGGAAUGACAGAUAAUAGCAGCUAUGGCAGACUGCAGUCAUGGGCAGUUACGGUCUCUCCAGCUGCAAUCCCAAAUUAGUGUGGAGGGGAGGGAAAGGCCUUACCAUCACGAGCGCUGUGGGAGGAGGCCUGAGAUCUCUGCGGUCUGUUCACAAAGAGACAGAAAAGCCAAGUGCUCCCCCUAAAACCUCAUCCAGCAGCUUUUCGCCCGUCGUGUGUGUUCUUCUGAACUGUGUGUCCUUGGCUAUUUCGCUAUGAGCAGAGUUCCACUGUUCAUUACUCAGCAUUUGACAGUACAUCUGUGCUUUUGUAUGUGCAAACAGUGUUUGUUUUUACAGUGUUUAUGAGAUCGUGUCAUUUUAGGUAGCUUUUUUCCCCUUGAGGUUCCAAAGAGACUCAGUUAAUUCCUUGUUCUUCUGUGUAUUGUUGUUCCUAUACAGUUGUCUAGAUUCCACUUGUGACUAUAGGAUAUUGGUAAACCUAUUUUAAUGACACUGACUGUAAAGGUCUUUCUCUGUCAUGUAUUUUGAAAUUUGAUCAUCUAUUUGUCUAUUAUAUGUUGUUAUUUAGACAAAGAAAUUGAGAUUUUUUUAAUGUCAGUAAAUUAAAUCUCAAGAAUAAUCACAGACUGCAUCAAAGUACCAAAACUCUGUUGCAUUAAUUAGAAAUGUAAACGUGGAUUGCUGUUCCCAGCCCGCUUUCCUUUUGUAAUAAGAUGUAUUUCUAAGCAAAACGUUAUAUUCAACAAGAAAAAAAG